UGAAUCCAUCAAACAUGAUCUCGAAACGAAAAUGUAUCAACACAAACUCGAGCAACAAAUCGAAAAAGUACAAUACAAUCAAACAGCAGUUAUGCUGCUAAUCGACACGUGUCAAUUGGUGAGAGAGAAUACCUCACGUGCUGUCACCAGUCUCGAUAAUAUGGUGUUGUAUUUCAUGAAAACGAAAGGCAGCGAAAACGAUACGUCACUUAUGGGAUUAUUAUAUCUCGGCGAACUAUACGAAUCAAUUCGUUGGCCCGUAACCCUCGGCUUCCUCACACUACUCCUGCUACUCUGCACCAUACUGGUGAUUGGUGUAGCGCGUCGUUCGCGUUGUGCUCUCAUCUUCUUCAGCGUAUCCGGUUUAUUUUGUAUUAUCAUUUGUUGGCUGCUGGCUGGCAUUUACCUGGCAUCCUCGGUGGCAGCGGGUGAUUUCUGUAUGCGUCCGCAUGAGUUUAUGUGCCGGCAAGUGGGCAUGGUAAGUUUAUAA
Molecule: messenger RNA, 490 nt
Organism: Rhagoletis pomonella (apple maggot)
Lineage: Eukaryota; Metazoa; Arthropoda; Insecta; Diptera; Tephritidae
Product: protein tweety-2-like
Exons: 2
Coding region: 32-490 (152 amino acids)
Cellular component (GO): plasma membrane
Molecular function (GO): intracellularly calcium-gated chloride channel activity; volume-sensitive chloride channel activity
Source: RefSeq, a predicted model, not a curated record